Molecule: messenger RNA, 3132 nt
Organism: Malassezia vespertilionis
Lineage: Eukaryota; Fungi; Basidiomycota; Malasseziomycetes; Malasseziales; Malasseziaceae
Exons: 2
Coding region: 1-3132 (1043 amino acids)
Source: RefSeq, a predicted model, not a curated record
AUGGGCCGUGCUUCGGGCUCAGUACACCGCCAAAGCCGCCAUUCGCGGCGGCUCAGCAUGUCCACACGGCACGAGACGUUUGAAGUAAUGACCGGCAAGCCACUGACGGACGAAAUGGAAAAACGAAUUACGCGCAUGGAGCAGAAGUACAGCAACCAUACAGGGCGUGCUUCUGUGCGUUUCUCCGCACUGGAGGCUGCGAGCAUCUUGUUUCCCUCUGCCUCUGACAAGCCGUUGCCAUCCAUUCCUGAUGCGCAACAGUGGCGCGACGGUAUGUUUGACCUGGGCACAGACACAGACGAGCAUGAAGGACGCGAUACGGCGCUCGAUAAGCUCGAAGGAAGGGUAAAGCCAGUGACACCGAUCAAGGAGGAGAUGCCACAGCGCUCAAAUUCGCGCUCUUUCACUCCGUCCUGGCUGCAUACCGAGAAGCCACACGCAUUAGAAGAGGAGACGCGCCGAGAAAGCGACGCCUACCCUGUAUACACGCCAACACAAGUGCCGGCGAAAGUAGACGUGGUCCCCAGCGACGCACCCCUCGACACCCCUGGAGACACCAGCUCCCGGUCGCUUCGGCCUUUGCAGCUGAGCAUGCGCAAUGCGCAAGGCACGCCGCUUUUGCGCGACCGGCGCGAGCCGUCUGAGCCGCCGAAAAUGACAAAAACUUCGAAGCGCAUUUCGGGCAUCCACUACAAAGGGGCCGCUGUGUUUCGCCAAAGUUCUGGCCCGCCGAGCCUCGCCGCCCACGCCGAAGACACAGGCGAGGUGCGCCACUCGAAACUUUGCCGUGCAGCAACGUUUGUCUCUGGAAGCGGGCAGUCCUCCAAAUCUUCUUGGCCACUCACAGAUGCAGCGGAAAGCGGCGUCUUCUCCACGAAAUCCGGAGCGUCGAGCUCGCCCGAAGAUACCAGCGUUGAAUCGACCGAACAGACUCCGAAACGCAGCAUACCCCACGCCGCACCUUCGCGCGUUGCGGACGUCGACUUGCUUUUCGAGCUGGAGCUCGCACGCGAGCGGCACCAACGCGAGCAAGGCGCGCUUCAGCGAGAGCUCGAGGAGGUACGGCACAUGAUGGGUUCGCAGCUUGUCAGUCUGACCAUUGCGCGCGACGCCGCUCAGGAGCGGUGCCACGCGAUCGAGCAGCAGCUUACAUCCGCACAAGAUAAAAUGGAAGAGCUGGAGAGCGAGCGCGAUAUGUACAAGGAAGAUAUCGGCGACUGGCGCACUCGGUGCAGCGAUCUGGAGCAAACGAUCCAGUCGCAGCAGAUGCGUCUCAAGCAGGAGCAAACGUGGCGCCACGCCGCCACGAAUCGGAUGCAGGCGUUGUCGAAUCGGCUCGGCUCCCAGGAGACUUCCUUUGACUCCAACUCGUCGGGCGCGCACAUGUCAGCCACGCAAAGUGGCGGAGCUUCGCAGUCCAGCUCCAUCUUGCUGGAGCUUCCAGCACUCCCCGACCUUCCAGCGAUGCCAUCGGACGACGAACUGGGCGGCUGGUCGAAGCGCGUCGCGCGCCAAAUAUCCAAGCACGCGCCUGUUGACGAUAACUCUGCACUUGCGCCAGAAACGGCGCGCCUUCUCUCCGAUAUGCGCCAGCAGAUCAUGGCGCUUUACUCGGAGCUGCAGCUGGAGCACUCGAAUCACGAGCUCACACGCACGCAGCUCCUUGCUGCCCAGGAGCAAGCAAGUGUGCAGCCAGUCCAGGGGGCAGACACGCGUAAAACAAGCGAUGCGUCUGAUCCGACAAGCACGCCGCGGCCGCCAGAUGCGGCGCCGUCCGAUGCAUACAUGGCGGCGCAGGAAAAGGUGCUGCACCAACGCAUUGCUUCGCAGCAGCAUGCCGAGCCUGCAGACGUUUUGUUCGAGCGCAUGCCGGGGCACCACGCGACAGAAUCGCUCGUCGGCCUCGGGCUCUCGCCCCAAGUCCAGCUUGGGGCACUCGCGAAGCACGAUGCGCAAGCGUCGAAACAUACGCUGGACGAGCCUGCGUGGCCGGAAACAUCCCAGGACAUGUCUUGGCUCGAGGAGGACAAGGCAUGGGAUCCGAGCGGCGUACAAGAGGCCGUGCGCGAAGAUACCAUUGCGCACGCGCAAUCUACUCUGCCAUUGCCACCGCACUCUCCUGCCGACGACGGUGCCUGCACUGGCGAUGCCGGCGAGCUGUUUGUGGACACGUCGUCUGUGUUCAUGGAGGACACGUCGCAUGCGUCUCCUACGCGCAACGAGGAUCCGUGGACCAGUGACGAAGAAUCGCCCAUUGCGCCGCCACGACCUGAAUUCAUUCCCGAAUGGAGCUUUGACCAGGCCAUUUUUGAAGCGUCGCAGGACAUUGAGGUAUACGAAAAGUCGUGCGAUAACCUGUGCGAUAAACAGGCCAAGCGCGGCGCAAAGCGUAUGCAGGCACCGCCCGUCGAAGACUUUUUCGGUAUCCUCGCCCCAAGUGCAGCUCCGCUCCCCCCGCUUCCUCUUCCGACGUACGCGCUGGAAAUGCCGCCGCUGGACCCGGCAAAGCUGCCGCCCAUCCGCUCGCCACAGCCUAAUGCUUUGAAUAGCGCGAAAGCGCCCCCGAGUCUGCGUGCUGGCACGCGCACCCAGCAGCGCUCCCUCCUCGCCAGGGCUGCCUAUUUGGACGAAAAUGCGCCGCGGCCCAUGCAGCAGCUUCCACGACGGCCAAUUCCUGCGCUGGAUUCGCAGUCGCACACCGUGCUGCUUCCCACAGCGCCAGAGGAGCCAGCCAAGGCUGAGUACGUGAUCAAGGCUGAGCAAGCAGACGCACAACGCACCGUGCAGUCGGAGGCCAAGAACGACUUUUUCUCCCAGUUCUUUGGCGGCUUCAAAUCCCCUUGGCUAAAGGAGGAAAAGCCCGUGUCCGAAGACGACCCGGAGUCACACGUAUCGUCCACUCCCACCACACUGAACGCGCCGUUCACUUCGCCGGCGCAGGCACCGUACGAGGACGUUUACCGCACGCCCACCGUCGAUGCACGGCCAUCCCCAAGCAACGCUACGAACAAGGCCACGAAGCUUGUGCCGCUGGACCCACAACAGCGUGUGCCUUUCUCGUCUCCCGUGUGGAGCCUCAACUUCACUACCUCCUCGGCGAAAUCCAAGGCGGACGUACCGUUCAUGAUUUAG